Molecule: messenger RNA, 180 nt
Organism: Sclerotinia sclerotiorum 1980 UF-70
Lineage: Eukaryota; Fungi; Ascomycota; Leotiomycetes; Helotiales; Sclerotiniaceae
Exons: 1
Coding region: 1-180 (59 amino acids)
Source: RefSeq, a predicted model, not a curated record
AUGUCUGCUGAGUCGUCCGGAGAGCAACUGAAAUUGAGAUAUUCAAAAGAAAGUAAAGGAAUACAUUGCGAGGCAGGAAACCAGAUUUUAAACUUCCCGUCACCUUGGCCAAGGUAUAUUCCUCCCAAAGCUCUACUAAACAAUCUCAGCGUAAGAGACCACUCAAUUCUUGAAUUCUGA